Callithrix jacchus (white-tufted-ear marmoset) is the source of this 1295-nucleotide messenger RNA. Its product is annotated as retinoic acid early transcript 1E-like. The record is from RefSeq and is a predicted model, not a curated record. Lineage: Eukaryota; Metazoa; Chordata; Mammalia; Primates; Cebidae.
AACAUUUGAAAAACACUCGCUUCACAAAGUUCUUCUUUAAUUGGGUCUCUACAGGCCUGUCCUUUGUUGUGCCUCUGUUGGGCAGUGCCCACGGCCACACUGUUGGACAACAUUUCUUCAUUAUUCCAGUGAGGGUGUAUGUAUGCCCGCCCCGCUUCUUGCCUGUUACUCUCCAGUGUGCCAAGAAUGUCCCUGACUCCUCACCCUGUGCACCUUCUUUGCCAUCUACUGUUGCUACUAACAGCCUUGGGGAUUGGGGUUGGUGCUCACUCUCUUUGCUUUGACUUUGCUAUAAAAUCAUGGUCCAGACCAGGGCAGCCCUGGUGCAAAGCGCAGGUCUUCAUGAAUAAAAAUCUUUUCCUUCAGUACAACAGUGACAGCAACAUGGUCAAACCUGUGGGCCUCCUGGGGAAGAAGGUCCUUCCACUCUGCAGGCCAAGAUGUUUUGUCAGCGUGAAGCAGAAUGAUGCACUGGUGCGUCCUGGCAGUUUGUCAUUAGUGGAGAGGAAUCCCUCCUCUUUGAUGCGAUGAACAUGACCUGGACAGCAAUUAAUCAUGAAGCCAGCAAGAUCCAGGAGACAUGGAAGAAAGACAGAGGGCUGGAAAAGUAUUUCAGGAAGCUCUCAAUGGGAGACUGCAAUCACUGGCUCGGGGAGUUCUCAGCACUGGGAGGUGAUGCCAGAACCGACACUCAUGGCUCAGAAACUCUGACCACAGAAAAAUUAUCACAUUGUUUUUUGUUUGUUUGUUUUUUGAGAUGGAGUCUCACUGUUGUCACCCAGGCUAGAGUGCAGUGGUGUGAUCUCAACUCACUGCAACUUCAACCUCCCAGGCUCAAGCGAUUCUCCUGCCUCACCCUCCCAAGUAGCCGAGAUUAUAGGCACCAGCCACCAUGCCCACAUAAUUUUUGUAUUUUUAGUAGAGAUGGGGUUUCACCAUUUUGGCCAGGCUGGUCUCCAACUAUAGAUCUAAUGUGAUCUGCCCUCCUCGGCCUCUCAAAGUGCUGGGAUUACAGUCACGAGCCACUGCACCUGGCUAAUUUUCAGAUUUUCAGUAGAGACAGGGUUUUGUCAUGUUGGUCAGGUGGGUCUCGAACUCCUGACCUCAAAUGAUCUGCCCACUUGACCUCACAAAGUGCUGGGAAUAGAGCAUGAGCCACCAAGCCCAGCCACAAGUAGUUCUUUUCUGAUAAACACUUUAAAACUAAAUGAAAAAGAAGUGUGUGUUACUAGUUUUUUGUUUUAUUUGUUUUUGUUGUUGUUGUUUUUACUUUAAAACAGACACACCAAACAUGU